UCUUUCACCCAAGUCCAAGUGUACUCUCUCUCUCACACACACACACACACAGGCGUACACAUUACACACACUUUCUCUCACACAUUAUAUAACCGUUUUCACUUCCCCUCUUUUCUUUAAUAUUACAUCUAGGGUUUCCCAUGCUGCAAACCCGUUGUUCUGAUCGCCGAAGAUUUCUGUUCGCCGGUUCUCCAAUUAACGAAUUUCAGGGUUCCGAGUCCGAUUGAUAGGUUGUUCGGAUUAGGUCUUCAGUCUGAAAAGGGGAUUCUAUUUAGCGGGUGGUGCUUUUUGUUUCUUUCUGGGCUGGCGAUUCUGUUUUCAGAAGGACUAGUUCUCUCGUCGGUUCAAUUCUUACCUGGUUCUGUUCUGCUUUUCUAGGGUUUUGAAUUUUGAAUUUGGACCGAAGACAUUCUGGAAUUGGGAUUUCUGAAAUAGUGAUAAAGCCGGUGAAUGGCGAUUGAAAAGAAUAAUACCUUCAAGGUGGCUCGUUUUGACCCUGAGUAUCAUUCCCUGCACAGUAGGGACAAACUUUUGUCGAGCGAUGAUGAAGAUUUUCAGCGGCCAAACCCUGCACCAGCUGUUGAAUCAGAUGAAGACGAUGAUGGUGAGUUUGACGAAUGUGAUUCUGGAGCAGGCUCUGACGACUUCGAUUUACUGGAGUUGGGUGAAACCGGUGAGGAGUUUUGCCAGGUGGAGGAUCAAACUUGUAGCAUUCCCUACGAGUUGUACGAUCUUCCUGGCUUAAAACAUUUGCUGUCUAUGGAGGUGUGGAACGAGUGUCUAACCGAAGAGGAAAGAUUUGGUCUUGCCAGGUAUUUACCUGACAUGGACCAAGAGAAUUUUGUGGUCACGCUGAAAGAGCUUUUCGCCGGUGAUAAUUUGCAUUUCGGCAGCCCUGUUGAUAAGUUGUUUGAUAUGUUGAAAGGAGGGCUUUGUGAGCCGAGGGUGGCACUUUAUCGGCGGGGCUGGAAAUUUUUCCAGAGAAGACAGCAUUAUCAUAACUUGAGGAAACAUCAGAAUUCCAUGGUGAAUAGUUUCUGUCAGAUGAGGGAUACGUGGCUGAAUUACAGAGGUUACAGUAUCGAAGAGAAGCUUCGUGUGUUGAAUAUUAUGAAGAGUGAGAAGAGUUUGAUGAAUGAGUCUUCUGACCCAGAGGAGUCGGGCGAUGAUUUGUGGGGCCCAAAUAUUUCUUCUCGUGGGCCAAAACCUACCAACGAGCCAUCAAAACAUGGGAAGCAGAAACGAAGAGGAGCAGACAAUAUUCCUCCAACCCAGCAAAGAAUCAAAAUGAAGUCAGGGCGCAGUAAUUCUUCUGCGGCAGUCAGGUUGAAUGAGCAUAUGAUAGAAGAUGAUGAUGAGGAAGAAAGUAUAUAUGAAGUGGCUGUGCACAGAGAAAAACCUGAGGCUUCAAAGUUUGGGAAGAAACGUGAAAGCACAAGAGCUGAAGAUGAUGUGGAUACUUUCAGGGGUAUUCCUAUCUCAGUGAGGAAUGAUUUGCAUGCUCUUGGCAGGAAUAAGACCAUUAAUCAGUUGUCUGAUAUCGAGGUGUUAACUUCAAAGCCGUCUAAUGCGAAAAAUAUAUCCGAUCGAGGGAAAAGAGUUAAGUACGAGAAUCUUCAGCAUAUGAAAUCUGGCAAGGGUCAGAAGUCGAAUUCGGUAAACCUUUUAAUUGGAAGUGAUCCAGCAUGGCUCAGUAAACAACACGGGGGUUUACUUCCCCCCGAAUUAUCAUAUAAGCCCAGUUAUUCGAAUGCCAAAAAUAAGAAGUGGAAGAUGGGUAAGGAAGCCGUUGAGUUCAAUGAGAAUCACACGUUAAUGCAUGCCGAUCAUAGAGCUAAACCUUUAGAGGAUACAUUUGCGAAAAGUGAAGAAACGGAAUCGGAUUCCUCUGAACAAAUGGAUGAGAAUGAGGAUGGCAAUCCUUUGAUGAGGAGCAAAUGGGCUUACCCUGGUACUAUGGCAGAUUCUAGAUAUGUCCCGCAUACAAAGAAGGGCAAAUUUUCUGAGAAAGAUAAAAAGGGCAGUCACCUGAAGCUCGCUCAAUCAUCACAGUCUUCCCAAAAAUUUGAGGGUAGCAUCGAUCUUGAGGCGAUGAAAGCAGAACAAAAGGGAAAGAUGCAUAACGUGGGCUACUUGAAUAUUUUGCCCACCAAUGGUUUGGAUAAAGACUAUUUUCCUCGACCAGAUAAUGUAUUCUACCCAUUGGGACACAGUGGUCACGUUGAAGGGAACUACAGCAACAGUUUCCAUAUACCGUCACUGAAAUCCUCUCUGGUGGGAGAUAGAAGGAUCAAAGGUGAAAUUCUCUCUGAAUUUGAUGUACUUCAGUCAACUUAUAUGCAUGACUAUAAACUUCAAGGUGAUUUAUUUCGGACACGCCAGCUGGGGGCAGAUAAUGGGAUUCCUUUUGAAUUGGGUAGGAAGAACCAGAUGAUGGAUCCGUCCACUGGCCAUCAUCAUCUUGAGCCAUUGAUGGGGUGUAGCAAUCUCUCAAAGAAACGGAAAAUAAAACACGAUAUGGUAUACACGCACCUGCAAGAUAAUAAUGACUACCUUCGUGAUGAGGCUCAGGUGCAACUCGAUAACAUGGGUUCGUUGAAAAAACGUGGAAAGAACAAGUUAGAGGAUGUUUCGGAUUCUCUUGAGAAGGAAUUAUCUGAGCAGCCUCCUAUUCUGGAGAUGGAAACGGAAGAUGUUGCGACAGAAACUAAACCACAGAAAAAGCCGUUCCCUUUAAUCACACCAACUGUUCAUUCGGGAUUCUCGUUUUCCAUCAUUCAUCUUCUUUCAGCAGUUCGCACGGCAAUGAUCACUCUGCUUCCGGAAGAUUCCUCAGAAGCCAGAAAGCAUCUCGGUAAGAACGAUGCGGAGCAAUGCAGUAGCAAACAGGAAGACACCAUAGUGGAUAUUAACGCUUCUCUCCCUUGUGAUGAAGCAAAUAAUGUCCCUUCUCUCACUGUUCAGGAAAUUGUUAGCCGUGUUAGAUCGAACCCUGGAGAUCCCUCUAUUACGGAAACACAGGAACCACUUCAGGAUUUGGUAAGAAGUGUUUUAAGAAUAUUUGCAUCAAGAACCGCACCCCUAGGAGCGAAAGGGUGGAAGCCGCUCGUUGUAUAUGAAAGAUCUUCAAAGAGUUGGACAUGGGUUGGUCCUGUUUCUCGUAAUUUAUCCGACUCUGAAGCGGUUGAAGAGGUGACAUCUCCAGAUUAUUGGGGCCUUCCUCAUAGAAUGCUUGUCAAGUUAGUCGACUCGUUUGCUAAUUGGCUGAAAAAUAGUCAGGAUGCACUUCAGCAAAUUGGAACCCUCCCUUCACCUCCUUCAACACUGGUGCAAAUCAAUUUGGACGAGAAAGAAAGAUUCAAAGACACGAGAGCUCAGAAAAGUCUCAGUACAAUCAGCCCGAGCAGUGAAGAAGUGAGAGCUUAUUUCCAGAAAGAAGAAGUUCUUCGAUAUUUGAUACCAGACAGGGCUUUUUCUUACACAGCUAUCGAUGGCAAAAAAUCCAUCGUGGCUCCUUUGAGACGGUGCGGUGGAAAGCCAACAUCAAAGGCACGAGACCAUUUUAUGCUUAAACGGGAUAGGCCGCCACAUGUCACGAUCCUGUGUCUCGUGAGAGAUGCAGCAGCUAGAUUGCCUGGGAGUAUUGGGACGAGGGCAGAUGUUUGUACAUUGAUUAGAGAUUCGCAGUAUGUUAUGGAAGAUGUGUCCGAUGCACAGGUGAAUCAAGUGGUUAGUGGAGCAUUGGACCGUCUGCAUUACGAGCGGGACCCUUGUGUGCAAUUCGACGGUGAGAGGAAAUUGUGGGUCUAUUUGCAUAGAGAGAGAGAGGAGGAAGAUUUUGAGGAUGAUGGGACUUCGUCCACAAAGAAAUGGAGAAGGCAAAAGAAAGAAGCUACUGAGGCUGUUGAGCAAUCGGGAUUUGAUUUGGAUGAUCAGGUGGAUGACAAUGCUGAAAUUGAUAUGGAAGAAAAUAAAUUGCUCGGCCAAGAGAAUAAUGAUUCUACUGAUAUAGGUUUUCAUGAUGGGACUUUUGGUGGGGAGCCACCAGCAUGAUUGUUCUAUGAGGUAAUUUACGAUUAAUUGGGAAAGUGUUUGCCUUAGUUUCAGCCUUCUUAUUCAUUUUGUUUCUUCCCUUGAGAUUUAAGAUGAUUCAGAUCUCGAUCGACCUUGUUACGUAUAAUUGAGAAAUGGUUUGGUAUUUCGUAAUAGCAUUAACGAAGUAAUGUGUAGAUUGUUGAAAGUGACUGCAACAUAUGCUUAUAGAUUAUUGAAAUUGUAUUUAUCUUCUCUUUUCUCUCCAUUUAUCCCCCUUCUUUUCGCUCUAAUCUUUAUUCUUCGAUCUUAUUUUUCACCUCGAAUUAUGUUUAAACAGUCAUAUAUCCAGAACUUGGGUUUAUUUGGCAGAGAAUAAUUAUACAUAAAGAACUACUUAUGCGAGUGUUUAUGUAGAACACCAUUAAUUGUAUAUUAAUUCCAUAAAUUAACGAAGUCAAAGGUUAUAUAUUAAGACAAUAAACCCCACUGUUAAAGAAUAAUUAUAAUCAGACACAAAAGCCUUUCAAAUCUGCAGAAGAUUUUAUAUUUUCUCAGGACACUACUACAAAUCAGUUUAAUGAGUAAAUCCUAAAACAAGCACCAAAAUCGAAAAAUAAUGAUUUUCUUACACUGGAGAAUUUCAAAGAAGUGAAAUUCCAAGUUCUACUGUUUGCUGUGGAGAUGGCUCACUCAUCCAUCUCCACAAAAAAAAAAAAAAAAAAA
Messenger RNA from Erythranthe guttata (spotted monkey flower), 4758 nucleotides. RefSeq lists its product as uncharacterized. Lineage: Eukaryota; Viridiplantae; Streptophyta; Magnoliopsida; Lamiales; Phrymaceae. The record is from RefSeq and is a predicted model, not a curated record. Gene Ontology annotation, cellular component: Ino80 complex.